Molecule: messenger RNA, 1557 nt
Organism: Caenorhabditis remanei
Lineage: Eukaryota; Metazoa; Nematoda; Chromadorea; Rhabditida; Rhabditidae
Exons: 9
Coding region: 1-1557 (518 amino acids)
Molecular function (GO): protein binding
Source: RefSeq, a predicted model, not a curated record
AUGCAAUCAGCACAAUGCUCCUCAAAUCCCACGCGGCGAGAAAUGAGUCUUCAAAAUGACUCAAUAAUGUCAUCUUCAACCGCCCAAACAAGAAAACCGUUAGCCCAAAGAAUUCCACAGUCACAACCACUACACACGCUCUCGCCUCUUUAUGAAAAUGAUUUCCCGCAUAGCUCAAGUGAUUUCCCUCCGAUACUUUAUGCAAAAAAUCCGAUAAAUAAAUUGAGACAGAGAGCGAAAUUCCCAACUCCAGCAACUUCUUCACCAGAUUCGGAUCCAAUAUUCGCAAACGAUUCGACGCCGAAAGAUCAAAGUGUCAAGCAAUUGAAAGCUGAAAGUGAUAAUAAAAAGGAUAGAUCCGACUCGACUAUCCAGAUUGUUCUCAAGAUGUGGCAAGAGUUGCUGGAGAAGCAGAAGACUAUCAAAAUUUCUAUUUCGCGAAUUGACGAAAAGCUUCGUUUACUCGACGAGCACAACAAAAAGUCAACACAAGAUCUUCGGAAAAAGUUAGAUUCGAUUCAAUCGGAAAUCAAUCCGACAAUGAAACCAGAAGUGCCGUCGAAAAUCAAAGAGAGCGAUGUUUCUGCUGAUAUUACGGAAUCAGUGUAUUCCAUUCAGGAUAAGACUAACAGCGAAACGAUGUCUACAUCUGGCAAAUACUUCGUGUUGAAGCACAAAUUCGAAAAUGUUUCUAGCUUCAAAAAUAAUAAAUUUUAUUUCGGUGAAGAGGAAGAACAUUUUGGUGUUCCUUGGCAAAUAUGUGUGGAACGGAACAAUGGAUUUCUCUCAUUCUAUCUCUGGAACUUACUCUCUAACAAAACUGAGAAAAACUGGGAAAUGGAUCUUGAAUACGAACUGAAAAUAGUGUCACCUGGCUCCAAAGAGAAGAAAAUAAAAUUCUGCCGUAUUUUCAAAGAUGAUGAAAAUGAAUGGGGGCUCUUCGAAUUCAUCGAAUGGGACGAACUGGAAAAGGAUUUCGUUGUGGAUGACUGUUUCUGUGCUGAAAUUGCUGUAAAAAUGAGAAAGAUGACUGGAGUUUACAAAGAGAAUUUGAGAAAUUUCAAUGAAACAAUGGAAGAAUUUUCGGAUGUCGUUCUACUCGUCAACGAAGAGAAGUUUUAUGUUUUGAAAUUGUACCUCGCCUCUCAUUCGCCGUAUUUCAAAACUUUGUUCAUGGGAAAUUUCAAAGAAUCGAAAAAAUUUGAAAUCAAAUUGACUGGAAUCGAUGCUGAUGAUUUCCAGAAGUACCUGGAAGUACUUUAUGGCGAACAAGCGAUUGAUGAUAUCACCAUCGAAGGAAUUCUUAUAGUUUCCGAUAUGUUUGACACUCCUUUGAUUAUCCGGAGAUGUGAAAACUUCCUUCUCAAAGAGUCCAAAAAGAGGUUGAAAAAGAAAUUGGAGAUGUCUAUUCGAUACAAUUUGGAUGCUUUGAAGAAGCAAUGUAUCAGUGAAAUCAAAUCGAUUGAUGAUAUAAAAUCAGUUAUUCCUGGAGAUAUUCACGACAUGGAUUCAUCGAUUAUGGCCGAACUGUUCCAAAAGUUUCUUAAACUUCAUUAA